Messenger RNA from Amaranthus tricolor (Joseph's coat), 1728 nucleotides. RefSeq names its product APO protein 1, chloroplastic. Bases 225 to 1517 code for a protein of 430 amino acids. Gene Ontology annotation, molecular function: RNA binding. Lineage: Eukaryota; Viridiplantae; Streptophyta; Magnoliopsida; Caryophyllales; Amaranthaceae. The record is from RefSeq and is a predicted model, not a curated record. The transcript has 2 exons.
AUUUUUUUUUGGGAUGGAGAGGCCAGAGAGUAAGAAUAGAAUUAAAGCGGCGCAUUUGUGAAAACCUUGGGGGAACUUCUAAGUCCAAAACCACCAUUAACGACGGUAAGUUUUCUUCAACUCCUCUCUUGUAUUUUCGUAUGCUCUCUUGUUAGGGUUCUAGUUCCUUGGACUACAUCUUUUCUUCUUCUCAACACCAAUUUUGGAGAGUUUAAAAGGUUCCAAUGUUAGCAAUCGGAACGUUUCCGCCGGAGAUAUGGUCCUCGCUUCCGUACCGUUCUGGUAUGAACGUUCCGAAGCGCCGUUUGCAAAGAUUGGCGUAUCAGGUAACUAUGGAACAGGGAUUUUCACAGAAUGUGAAUUUUCCACCUGCGUUAUUCAAGAACAAGAAAAAGCCUUAUCGAUCAGUAAAAAAGGAGGGGCAUCCUCAGAAUGUGGAUCUUCCACCCGUAUUACCAAAGAAAAAGAAAAAACCCUAUCCAAUCCCAAUUACAGAAAUUCAGAGAAGGGCAAGGGAAGACAAGAAACUUGCUCAAAUGGGUAUUGAAAAGCCUCUUGAACCUCCUAAAAAUGGUAUACUGGUUCCUGAACUGAUUCCCGUUGCACAUGAAGUUCUCGAUUCUUGGAAAGAUCUAAUUAAAGGUCUUGCACAACUCUUGCACGUUAUUCCAGUCUAUGCUUGUAGUGAGUGUUCGGAGGUUCAUGUGGCUGAGAAUGGGCAUCAAAUACAGAACUGCCAUGGUUCAAACAGCAAUAAGCGCCGAGGUUUUCACAUAUGGGUUAAGGGAUCAAUCAAUGAUGUGCUUAUUCCUAUAGAGUCAUACCAUCUCUUUGAUCCUUUUGGUCGACGAAUCAAACAUGAAACCAGAUUCAACUAUGAUAGAAUCCCUGCCAUUGUUGAACUUUGUAUCCAGGCUGGUGUAGAUUUACAGGGUUACCCCUCACGCCGCAGAACCAAACCCAUCAGAAUCAUUGGGAAGAAAGUAAUUGAUCGGGGCGGGUACCUCGAGGAUCCUAUGCCUAAUCCUAGAGAUUCUUCUGCCCUUCUUGACUAUGAUACCCAGGGUUCUUCGUUUAGGUUCCCAGCACCACAGCCCUCAGACGUACCUAGGAUUGCUCAAGAAACAAUGAAUGCAUACGAAACUGUUGGUAAGGGCUUGAGGAAGCUGAUGGCGAAGUAUUCUGUCAAAGCAUGUGGGUAUUGCCCUGAAGUUCAUGUGGGUCCAUGGGGCCAUGAUGCGAAACUCUGCGGGGAAUUUAAGCAUCAGUGGAGGGAUGGGAAGCAUGGGUGGCAAGAUGCAGUUGUUGACGAAGUAUUCCCACCCAAUUAUGUGUGGCACGUUCGAGAUCCUAGAGGGCCUCCGUUGAGGACUGAGCUGAAGAGAUUCUACGGAAAGGCUCCUGCUGUGGUUGAAGUGUGCCAACAAGCUGGUGCGAAGAUCCCUAAGAAGUAUAAACCAAUGAUGAGGCUUGACAUUGUGCUUCCUGAUACUGAGGAAGCUCGUUUUGCUGUCUGACAAUGGAGGGCUUGUUUAAGUGAGUUCUACUAAGAUGGAUGUGUAAAUACUUGUGCUAUUAGUAAGUUUUCCAACGUGUACUAUUCGAAUGUGGAAUUUAGUAUUGUGUACAAAGUAGCACUCUAGCCUCUAGGAGUAGCACUAUAGCCAUGUUUGGUUACCCAAAAAUUAUCUGCACUAAAAUUCUUUAUAAAUAGUAAUAGCUAAUUGG